AACAACGCUCCAGAUUGUACGCUUCUGUCUGCUGUGAAUGGAAUCAGCCAAAGCGCUCAGCCAGUGAAUGCUCUCGUCCAGAACGCCCAUUGGUGCUAGACGUCGCUCUGCUGCUGUCCUCAACGCCUGGCUGAGCUCGACCGUCUCGUCGCUCGACUCUGCAGCAGACGCCUACCAACCUGUGAGACCUCGCAGCAUGUCAACCUUGUCCGAGCGAGCCCGUUCUCGCGGUCGCAGCGCUCAUUGAGACAUACUCAGCGCAAUUCUCCUCUCGUCUCAAGAGUCGCAUGAUCGCGGUGCCUAGGUUGCCACUUAAGGGGCAGCAGUCUCACGGCCCUUCAUAUAAGAGCUCGCGUGCAAGCGAGUCGGACGACGCUGAAACCCAUCCUGUGCUGGGUCGCUGCGGCAUCAGAUUGAGCUCAGUCACUCAAGACAGGUUUCGCCUCACUCAAUCGUCUCAUGGUCGCAGCAGCACUCAUCGCAAUCGCGUUCGCAAUGGUAACAAUGCUCUAUCCGGGAACGUGGUCAUGACAGCGACUGUGAAUAUCCAUGUUGACACUAGUAUCUACUCACGGCGCAGAGAAUGGCUGCCUAAACCGCUUCCGCGCGCAUGGAGGUCUUAAGUAUCGUAAAGGUAUCAACAGGACCUCAAUCGUUUUGAUCUGUUGUCGUGCCAUCACGAGCCUGUUUCAUGACUCUCAGGAGCGUUCGCUGAGCGUUGACGAGCUUC
Molecule: messenger RNA, 730 nt
Organism: Mixia osmundae IAM 14324
Lineage: Eukaryota; Fungi; Basidiomycota; Mixiomycetes; Mixiales; Mixiaceae
Exons: 1
Coding region: 68-247 (59 amino acids)
Source: RefSeq, a predicted model, not a curated record